Messenger RNA from Aphidius gifuensis, 5028 nucleotides. RefSeq lists its product as uncharacterized. Lineage: Eukaryota; Metazoa; Arthropoda; Insecta; Hymenoptera; Braconidae. The record is from RefSeq and is a predicted model, not a curated record. The transcript has 8 exons. The coding region runs from base 323 to 2371 and encodes 682 amino acids.
ACACUCAGUAACAUCGCAACUUUCGAGUAUGCUUGUCGUAUAACAAUCCUCAAAUUUUUAUUAUUAUUAUUAUUUAUUUAUUGCUAAAUAAUUGAGCCAAAUUAAAAAAAAAAUAUCAUCAAACUAUAAUUAGUGGUAUAUAACUUUUCAGUGAAAAAUAUUGUGAUAAUACAUAAAAAUCCUAUAUUCGAGUGAAAAAAUAAAAAAAUUAUAUUUAUCGUUUUUUUUUUAAAUUUUUAUUUUUUAAAUAAAAGGUAAAACAAAAAAAAAGAAAUAACAAAUUUGCCAAAGAGAUGAUGAGAUUUGCUAAAAGAAUGUCGUGAUGCUUACGAGAAGUUCGUCGUCCCGAUGCAGAAAAGCGUCGAGGAAUGCCGGCGUAAAUUCACCUCAGGGUAAUUCAAUAAAUGUACGACGUGCAUCUGUUGCAACUGACAAGAUCAUAAAUACAACAACAGAUAAUAUAAAUAUUAUGGAUCGUCAACGUUCACCCCGUGGUAGCGUUGUACCAAAUAUUGCAUUUAAUGCUGAUGACAAUGAUGAACCAAUUGGACGAAGAAUUCUUCCUGAUCCAGAAAUGUGUACAACACGUGGUUUACUUCCAGAACAAAAUCGUAGUCCAAGAAAUUCAUUAAUACCAGAUGAAUAUUGUAGAAGUCCAAGAGGAUCACUUGUGCCAGAUACUGGUAGAAUACAUCGUGAUAGUUUAUUGCCAGAUGUACCAAGAAGUCCAAGACAUUCUCUUGUACCAAAUCAUCAUCAUCAUCAUCAUCAAGAGCAUCAUGUAUCAUAUAAUAAUCGUAGUCCAAGAAAUAGUAUUGUUCCAGGCACAAGUGGUGGUGGUGGUUUAAAUCAACGUUUAACAUCUGAUAAUAAUAAUAAUAAUAGUUCAACAAGAGGUUCUAGACAUUCAUUAUUUCCAGAGGCAUCAAGAAGUCCACGUGGUAGUAUUGCAAAUAUUGAAUUUGACAAAAGUCCAAGAGGUUCAAUUUGUCCAGAUGUAUCUAGAUCACCAAGAGGUAGUAUUGUACCACCAAAUGAUUAUGAUAAAAGUCCACGUGGUUCAAUAUGCCCAGAAAUGUUGACACGAUCACCAAGAGGUAGUAUUGCACCUGGUUGUAUUGAUAUUGAACGUUCAUCAAUAACAUCAGAAUAUCAUAAUCAAUCACCAAGAGGUUCAAUUAUGCCAGAAAUUAAUAAAUCACCACGUGGAUCAAUAAUACCAGAUACAAAUCGUUCACCGCGAGGUUCAAUAUGUCCAGAGGGUAGUCGUAGUCCAAGAGGUUCACUUGUACCACAUGAUAGCGGUGGUGUAAAUAGAUCUCCAAGGGGUUCAGUUGCUGUACUUGACUUUGACAAGAAUCCUCGUGGUUCAAUUGUAGAACAAGAUGUUGUAUCAAGCCGCAGCCCAAGAGGCAGCAUUGGACCAGAUAUCGAUCGUAGCCCAAGAGGUAGUCUUGGUGGUCAUGAAAAACGUUAUCAUCAAGCUAAUAGUCUCACAUUUCAUGAACCACGAAGAGCAUCUGCAGAUCAAGGCACGUCGGGGAAUCGUAGCAAUUCUCCGUAUCGUCAACGUGAGGUAAAUUCAGCAAACGUGAGAUCCGGAGCAAGUUGUAAUGCGCAAACUAAUUUUGGAUAUGGUACAACAAAUGCCUGGGCUGAUUCAAGACGAGCAAGUAGUUCUGUUUCACAGUUUUCAGGUGAUGAAUCACGAAGACUGUGUAUGAGAAGUGUAAAUUCAACUCAAAAAGGAGUUGAUGGAUCUGGUAGUAUUGCUGUUGCAACUUAUGGCUCACUUGUAUUUCAAUUAAAAGAUGCACAUCGUGAAGCUAAUGGUACAUGUGACUUUGUAUUUCGAGCAAUGCGGGUAGUCAGCAAAACAAUGAUUGUCACAAUUUGUCUAGCCUGUCUCUCGACAAUGCCCGUCAUAAUGCUUAUCAUGGGUUUGCAAUACAUUAAGGAUUGUCCAAAAGAACCUCAUAUACCAGUCUACAUGAUUGUUGGUGGAACACUUGGUGGUGUUAGAAUGUUUUGGGCAUUAUACUCACAAAUACGUUCGAGGAGACUUGAACUAUUGAGCGUGCCAACAGACUCACCCUACAUAUCACCGAUGCAGCUAGUAUCCAUUAUUCUAACGUGUUUUUUAACUGGCUGGUUCGUGCUAGGUAAUUAUUGGAUUUUGAAAAUCAGAUGGCCAGAUUAUGAGGCUAAAAUGUUUGAACCAGAUCACUGGUGUCACAAAACACUCUAUACAUUUUCAAUAAUUCAUUUGGGUAUAAUGUAUGCUGCAAUUGGUGUCAGCAUCAUAACAGCAAUUGUUCUUGCAAUUUGUAGGUUUCUUGCGUGUCCCUGGUUUGAAAGAAAUUAUAGAUAAUAAUAUAUAAGAUGGCAUUAAUAUUAUUGAUGUGAAAAAACUCUAUGCCUAUAUAUUAUAUGUGUAAUUGUAUAUGAUAGAUACAAAUAACCACGGCGAUCAACACGUCUGAGAGAGUGCAUUGAUGAAACAUCUGGUGGUGGUGGUGGUGGUGGUAUUGCAAGACGUCCGAAAAUAAUAUCAUUUGAUGGACAAAUUCUGGAGGAACUCAAUGAAGAGGAUGAAGAUGCUGCUGGUAAUGAUGAUGCUGCUGCUGAUCGUGAUGACGAUGAUGAUAAUGGAAAUGAUAAACAACAUCAAAAUAAUAUUGAUAAUAAAAAUUAUAAUAAAGAUAUGAUUGACACAAGCAAAGAAGUCGUUGUUCAGGAAAUUAAAUUUUGUAGCAGAGUACAAUUUCGUGCACCAGAUAUCAUCGAGUUGUAAUUUAGCUCUAUACUAACUAUGUCACUUGUCUUGGUAAGUCAACAACUGAAAUUAUUUAUUUUUUGUCUUUUGAAAAUUAUAAUUAUGCUCAAUUUUUUUAAUAAUAAUUUAUUUAACAUAUUCAGUUUGAUUAAUAUUUAUAUACAGUGGUAGCGUCCGCGAAUUUUAGAUUCGCUGUAACGAGUCAAUUAGACGUAAAUAAUAUAUUUAUGUCACCAGAAUUUUUUAAACAAGAAAAUAUAUGAAAAAUUAAAGUUAAAAAAAAAAAAUAUAUAUAUAUUAAUUUAAAUUAUUGUGGAGUGUCUCAUGAAUUAAAAAAAAAAAAAAAAAAUAUAUAAUAUAAUAAAUAUAAAAAAAUAUUAAUCAAGUCAAUAGAUAGUCUUAAAAAUAGAUAAUACAUAUUGUGUAGAGAGUAGAGACCCGAGUCACCUGACCAAGCAGUCUUAUCAAAUUUUCAUGGAACAAGUUAAGCUAAUGUUAUACUUGACCUAAAAUAAUAGUCGAUGGCUCUCUUGCUCUCCUUUUCUCAUUGCGUCUUAUUAUUACGCAAUGUAGUAUUUAAAUUAUCAAGUGUAUUGCUGAAAAUACACCCCGUCUGACAACGUCCACAUUUCGCUAAUCUAAAAUUUAUUAUACAGUGUCAUUAUAAAUACUGUAAACUCAUGAGCUACAUGGCUUUUAGGAAAAUAAAAUUUAUAAAUUAAAAAUGUAGGUCUUAUUGGAGACAGGUACAGGUAUAUCAAGGUUUUCUUUUUUUUUUUUUUUUAUAUCUAUUAUUUACAUUUUUUUUUGCCAAUAAAAAAAAAAUAUAUACUAUAAAUGUGCGGGUCCAUUUUAUAUGAAUUCAAUUGAAUUUUAUAUUUUUUUUGCAACGACAUGUAUGCAUUAUAUCUUUGAAAUACUUUGUGGAGUAAAAUAUAUAUAAGUAUAUUUUUCUUUUUUUACUUUCUGAAUUUCAUAUGAAAAAAAAUAUUUUAUUUUUCAAGUUUUUUAAACUUUAACAUCAGCAAAUGGUAUAUAGACUCAAUAAAAUAUCAAAUGUUAGACUAAAACUCUUUAAAUUGAUCAAAUAAAAUUAUUGAAAAUAUCUGCAACGAGGAUAAAUAAUAUAAUAUUUUAGUAAUAAUAAUAACAAAUUAUUAUUUAACUUUGUAGAUUAUAUUAUAGAGUUUAAUUAUUUUUAUAAAAAAAAAAAAAGAAAUAUUAUUAUCAUUUAAAUAUUUUAUUCUGUUGAAAAUUAUUAAAAACAUAAAUAAAUAAUAAAUAAAUGUUUAGAGAAUUUACGCAAUGUUACGCUUAUAAAUAAUAUAUAUUUAAAAUGCAAUAUUUUUUUGCAAAUUGUGUAAUAAAUAAUAAAUAUUUUUAUUGGACUGAAAAGAAAAAAAAUAAAUAAAAUCUCCAUAAUUAAUUUCAUUUAUAUAAUUUAAAUAAAAUUAUAUUCUGUUGAAUUAUUCAAAUGCAAUAUAGCAUUAUUUAUUAAUAAAUAAAAUAAACUCCAAUUUUUCAUAUAUAUAUAUUAGUUUAGUCGAAAUUAUCUCAUGGAUUUCUCUAGCUGGUCGCAAGGCUUUAAUCACAUAUGAUAAAUAAAUAAAUAAAUAGAUAAAUAAAUUAAUCAAAAAAUAGUAAAAGCUCGUUAUAAAUGUUUAUCAAAAAGAAAUUUAUUUGUGUUAAAAUAAUAAAUAAAUAUAUAUGUGUAGAAAAAUUAUAAUAAUUAUGUUGAAAUUUUAAAUCGUCGACCAAAUCUAUAUAGACGUAUAUAUAAUAAUAAAUUUUAUUUGAUAAAACAAAAAAGUUGAUUUUUAAUGAAAAUAAUUAUACUUGAGUUUAUGAAUUAUUCAUGAAAUAUAUUGUAAAAGAUAACAAGGAUUUUUCAGUGUGGCAGUGCCAUAUUGAUUGUUGAGGAUAAAUUAAAUUCCAUUAACAAUAUAAUUAUGUAGAUUAAAUGACAUAAAUGCAUGUGUAAAUAUUAAAUAUAAUAUUAAAAUUAUUACGAAUCCAAAUGUUUUAAAAAGAAAUAUUAUAUUAAAACAAACUUCCCGCGAUGCACAAUAUUAUAUAUUAUACAGAAAUAUUUUAACAUGCGUUAUUGGGUCCAAGCAUUAUUUUUCAAUAUCAUAUAUAAAAAUAUAUAGGACCUUGCAAUAUGCACCAAAAAAUAUUCGCCAAUUCAAUAAACCAAUUUUCACAAAUUUUACAAAGGAAAAAAAAAAAAGCAGGCACUCAAUAUAAUAUAU